Camellia sinensis is the source of this 1216-nucleotide messenger RNA. The record is from RefSeq and is a predicted model, not a curated record. NCBI's taxonomy places the organism in Eukaryota, Viridiplantae, Streptophyta, Magnoliopsida, Ericales, Theaceae.
GAUCUUACCGACUGCAGCUCCUUGGGUUGGAAUUGUAAACUGUUCACAGGCUGAUAUAAAUAGAAAUGUUGACAUGCUUGAUGCUAGGCGUAGGGAGCGUGAAUUCUUUGCCACCAAUCCUGACUAUGGACACUCAGCCAGCAGAAUGGGUUCAGAAUAUCUUGCAAAACUUCUCUCUAAGGUGUAGAUGGUCUUAAUUGCAUUUAAAUAAAUAUCUUGAAUGUUUCAUUUUGUUUUUCAGAUAGUAUAUAUAGAAUGGCUUGUUAUCACCUAGAGUGUAUUUUGUUUCAGCAACUAGAGUCUGUCAUCAAGGCUCGCAUACCAGGUAUUAUGUCAUUGAUUAACCAAAGCAUUAACGAACUUUGAAGCAGAGUUGAACCACCUUGGUAGAACAGUUGCUGUUGAUGCAGGGGCCCAGUUAUACGCCAUCUUAGAGCUUUGCUGUGCAUUUGAUCGGAUAUUUAAGGAGCACCUUGAUGGAUGGAAUAAGGAAACGAAUGGAUUUCUUAAAAGAGAAGUGAGCCCAAAAACUGGAAGCAGAGUUUUGGUUCAAAUAUCAAAGAAAGGAAAGAAGAAGAAGUAGAGAGGACAAACUCAAUGAAAAAAGGCCUCUUUUUGGUUUGUGAACAAGUGAAGCAACUAUUUCAACGCUAUGGCGAAGUUUCAAAAGUUGUUAUGCCACCUGCCAAAUCUGGUGGCAAACGAAAUUUUGGAUUCAUCCAUUAUGCAGAAAGGUCAAGUGCAUUGAAGGCUGUCAAAGAUGCAGAGAAAUAUGAAAUUGAUGGUCAGGAGUUGGAAGUUUGUCUUGCUAAGCCUCAAAGUGAUAAGAAGUUUGAUUGGACUAAUCCAUACAUUUCCGGCCCCCAUCCAAAUUACAUUCCCCAUCCUGGCUAUGGCGGCUUUCCUGGAAAUCCAUAUGGCUCUUUAGGGGGCGAAUAUGGCGUUGCCACCGGGUUUCAGCAGGUGUAUUGGUGGACUGGCAGCAGCCUGGAGUACAGAUGCCGCUUUCACAGCCUCACAAAAAUGAUUGGAGCAACAGCUCAAGCGGAACUAGCAGUCUGAUGGCAACCGUAGCAGAUGUUAUAGACACUACUAGACAAUGAGUGACCUAUGCAGUUGGAUAGGUAGGUAGGUUGUUUUUCCUUGGAGACCUUUUCAUCCAAAUCAAAAGGAAUAUGAGAAUGGGAUUAAUUGAGAACAAUGUUGAUGAGAGCCA